Messenger RNA from Leptopilina boulardi, 7630 nucleotides. RefSeq names its product nuclear hormone receptor FTZ-F1-like (gene ftz-f1). Gene Ontology annotation, cellular component: RNA polymerase II transcription regulator complex. Gene Ontology annotation, biological process: regulation of transcription by RNA polymerase II; tissue development; hormone-mediated signaling pathway. NCBI's taxonomy places the organism in Eukaryota, Metazoa, Arthropoda, Insecta, Hymenoptera, Figitidae. Gene Ontology annotation, molecular function: RNA polymerase II cis-regulatory region sequence-specific DNA binding; zinc ion binding; nuclear receptor activity. The record is from RefSeq and is a predicted model, not a curated record.
UGUGUUGGUACUGCUGUUCUCCGUCGGUAAGGGGCUUUUGUAUGAGCGCGAAAUACUCUCCGCGAAAAAUAAUAAUAGGGAUAUUUUAGUGUAAAUUUUGAUUUUUUUUCAAAAAAGAUCAAUUUUUGGAAAGUUAAUUGGGUGCCGGUUGUGACCGCAAAAGCGCGUGGGAGCCGCCUUCCAAUUUGGAGUGACGUUGUGUACAGGCCGGAGGCACGGAUACAGCGGGUCUAGGGUGACAGGAAGGGUGGGGGUGGGCCCUUCAGGAAAAGCAACGAGGCGAGAGACAACAGUCGCACGCAGAUCGCCGUGUUGUCAGGCCGUGUUUGAGGGGAAUUGAACAGCCACGUUACAGUGCUCCGAAAAAACACACAUCUCUCUCUCUUUCUCUCUCAUACAUUCGUUUUUACUACACGAUUCAUUUACUUCGGCCUAGUAUCUCGUUUAUUUAUUUAGCCGUUUCUGUUUAUUUAUAGCUGCACGUCUAUUAAUAAUCAGUGCGAAGUGUCUUUAAAGGAAUAUCGUCCCGGUUUAUUAUUUGGUGCAUCGUGUGUGAUUUUUUUAACAUCAUCAGGUUUUUUGGAUUGCAGUGCUGGAAAACAAGGAGUUAUAAAAGAGGUGUCGUUGAUCCACAAGUUUGUCGUGACUAAUCACAUAAAUAGUGACAGAGGUUCUCCGUGAUUUUCAUUCGCGUUUAACACUCACGAUAAUGACCCGAACGUGUUGCAGAUCCUCGAGUGGAUACGAAGCUGAAACAGUGCCUUGGUUUCUCCUUCCAUGAGAUCCGGUGUUUGUCCCAUUAUCCCCAACCCCUGAAUUAAAACACUCUUGUUUUUAACAAAAAAAUUAUGUGCUAGAACCAAAAUUUCAGUAGGAACAAAAUAUUUAAUUUCUUUUAGUGGUCUUUUUGCAGUGCAAGGGGCCAAAAAUUAGGAACAAAUUAGAGAUUUGGUGGUGUAUCCUUUUUUUUUUGGUUUUUAUUUUGUUUAUAAAUUAGUGAGUGGUGAUUUAUGACCCGAAAGAUAAAUUGUGGUGUGUCACUCUUUCAUGGGUGAUAUGUUAUUGGAGAUGGAGCAACAUUCGGGCCUGAUAUCCCUGAACAUGUCGCCAUUUCAGUUGAGCCCUCAGGGCAGUCCCCAAGGUGCUGGCACAGGUCAGCAACAACAGCAACAGCAACAACAGUCCCAACACACGAGUCAGUAUGGAUCCUCCCCCUAUGGUAAUUGUGCGCAAAGUUCACCCUCAAAUAUGUGCCACCCCCAGCAAAAUCAGCAACAGUCCCAAAUGUCGAGUCACAAUCAAUCGCAACAAAGUGGAGGCGGUAUGUCCGGUUUUGAGGCGGCAUUCUUUGAUGCCACGAGCCUCGAGGAACGUUGUCCCAUGUGCGGUGACAAAAUGUCCGGCUAUCAAUACGGUCUCCUUACUUGCGAAUCUUGCAAGGGUUUUUUCAAGCGCAAUAGCUCGCCCUGUAGCAGUAAAAAGGUCUACACAUGUCUAUUUUCGCCAACAGGCGGAGGCAGCUGUGGUACUUCCUCGGCCUUGGAGGGAGGCACUUACGCCGGUGGUGGCAAUACCGGCGGUAACAACAACAACAACAACAAUAAUGCCGGUACAGGUGCAGGAGGUGGCAACAAUGCCGGACCGACUGGUGCCGGCGCCAGCGGGAACGUUGCCAUUCCUGGUGCACUUUGUCAUCCAAGUCUUGCACAGGCGGGUGUGGGUGUCGUGACUGGUUCCAUUCCUGGACCAUCGGACUUUCCUGAUACCAAGGACGUCAUCGAGGAACUGUGUCCUGUGUGCGGGGACAAGGUGUCCGGUUAUCACUAUGGAUUACUCACUUGCGAGUCCUGCAAAGGAUUCUUCAAGAGGACGGUCCAAAACAAAAAAGUCUACACCUGUGUCGCUGAGAGGUCAUGUCACAUUGACAAGACACAGAGGAAGCGAUGUCCCUUCUGCCGGUUUCAAAAGUGCCUUGAAGUUGGCAUGAAGCUCGAAGCUGUGAGAGCGGACCGGAUGCGAGGAGGUAGAAAUAAAUUUGGGCCAAUGUACAAGAGAGAUAGAGCGCGAAAAUUACAAAUGAUGCGACAAAGGCAAUUGGCAUUGCAAACAAUUCGCGGGAGCCUUGGUGAUCCAUCGAAUUAUCCAUCGGCAGUGACGCCGUUUUUGCACAUUAAACAAGAAAUUCAGAUACCUCAGGUCUCGAGUUUAACGUCAUCGCCAGACUCGAGUCCAUCGCCUGCAGCCGUUGCCGCUGGUUUGGUUACGACGCAAGCGGGCAGCGGCGGUGGUGCCGGUCAACAUCAAUUGAUAGCGCCAUCGUCACAGCCAAAUAUCACCGCCGGUAAUCAUUUACAUGGGAAUCCAAAUCCAAGUCUAGAGAGUAAAUUAUGGGCGGCAAAUUCCACGACACCAAGCCCGAAGGCCUUUAAUUUUGGUGAACAAUCAACACAACCCCACGGUACCAAUAAUGCAACAAGCAACAACACAGCCACCUCAACACCCUCAGCCGUUGCGGCACUCAAAACUAGUCCGAUGAUCAGAGACUUUGUGCAAUCGGUCGACGAUCGCGAGUGGCAAACAUCCCUAUUCGGAUUGCUGCAAAACCAAACGUACAAUCAGUGUGAAGUGGACUUAUUUGAACUUAUGUGUAAAGUGCUCGACCAGAAUCUCUUCUCGCAAGUCGACUGGGCGAGGAACUCGGUUUUCUUCAAAGAUCUCAAGGUUGACGACCAAAUGAAACUUCUCCAGCACUCCUGGUCGGAUAUGUUGGUGCUUGAUCAUCUUCAUCAGAGGUUACACAAUAAUCUGCCAGACGAGACAACACUUCACAAUGGGCAAAAGUUUGAUCUCCUUUGCCUCGGCCUAUUGGGGGUGCCAUCAUUAGCCGAUCUUUUUAACGAUCUGUCCUCCAAAUUGCAAGAAUUAAAAUUCGACCUGUCCGAUUACAUCUGUAUGAAGUUCCUUAUGCUGCUUAAUCACGAUGUCCGUGGAUUGGUAAACAAAAAACACGUACAAGAGGGUCACGAGCAGGUUCAACAGGCAUUAUUGGAUUACACGAUGACCUGCUAUCCAUCCAUACCUGACAAGUUUAACAAAUUGUUAGCAGUAUUACCGGAAAUCCACGUGUUGCGAGUAGGGGAGAGGACCACUUGUACCAAAAGCACUGUAACGGAGGCGCACCAACACAAACACUUCUCAUGGAAAUGUUACACGCUAAAAGGAAAUGAAACAACUUUCACGACCGGCAUUAUUGUCGGGCAAUCGAGGGUUGUUCGAAAACCUUAACGUUUUAUUGCAAAGGUCCCGAUGAUAAAGCCCCUUACCGACGGACCUCGGUAUCUCGGCGAUUGGGAGCCGUUUAGGUAAUCAGUUUCAAAAAGAAAACAAACAAAAAAAAAAGAAAAAUGCUAAGAGCACUAUCUCUUAAAUGCAAAAAAUUAAAAAACAAAGAAAGAAAGAAAAAAAGUACACACACAAAAAUCAAGUAUAGACAUUAAUACUUUAAAAAGCAUACAGUCUAUGUAUCAUAAUGUGUAAAUCUAAAAAAAAAUAUAUUAUAAAACAUAACGACAUAUAUUUUCUAUAUUUGAUGUUGAAGUUUUAGAGAUGUAUCUGUGGAGAAAAUAAUAAAAAAAAAAAAUAAUAAAUCGGCUCCCGUGAUCGGUGUCGAGGGGGUUGGGGGGAAGGGAAGGGGGGGCAACGGCGACAAACGCAGGGAAAAUUAGUAAGCGAGAUGCCUUGAAAAACAGUACAAAGGGGUGGUUUAAAAUAAAUUAUCGGUCAAAGGGCAGGCAACUUUUGUCAUAAAUAAGGAUAUAUUAAAACAAAAAAAGCUAUUUUUCUAAUAACUUAGAGAACGAUUUAUUUUUAAGUACCAUACCACUGAAGCCUUGCUCUCAAAUUAAGAAUGGAAAAUACAAAUACCCAACGAUCUAACUAUCAUUAUUUACAAUAUUAUAUACUGUAUAUGUGUGUAUUCCGACCGUUAAACUCUCCCUCGCUCCGCGUUAUAUUUUAAUUUAAUUUAAAUUAAUUACAUUAAAAGUAAUUAAAAUUUUGUAUUAUAAUUAUUUUUUAUUGGGCAAUAUAUUUCAAUAAUAUAAAGUGAUUUUUAUAAAUUGAAAUUAACAAAAAAAAAUGAGAAAAUAAUAUUAAUAAGGUGACGUUUCAAUUGUUUUUUUUUUUUUAUUUUAAUUAUUAUUAUAAAUUUUAUUUUAUAUACGUGUUUUUCAGUUUCUUUUUUAUAUUUUUUUCGGAGGGGGCAGAGUUUACGGAUUUCAAAAUAGGGCAGGGGGGGAGGGGAGGGAAAGAAAAAUCCGACUCGCCAGCCACUUGUGCUUCUGCAAGGGAUUCAACGGGCAUACUUUUGAGCGACAGUUAAAAAAUCGAUUGUGAUAUAAUAAAUACAUGUAUAUAUGUAUAUAAAAUAUUUAAUUAUAUUUUAUAUAAAUAUAUAUAUAUGUGUGGAAAAAAAUAUGUAUAUGUACGUGUACGUUUUAUCACACGGCCACCUAGGCAUCCUUAGAACUUCCUGUCGAAUGAAAAAAAAAAUAUCUGCAUUUUUUUUGUCACAUUUGCACAGCAACAGGGCUACUACUAUUCUGUAUUGUAAAUACUAGUUAACACAUUCCAAUUACGUUGUAUAGUAUACAAAAAAAAUCAUGUUAAAUAUGUAAUUAUUAUAUGGAUAUUUCGUGUAUAGAGUUUAAUGAAAUAAAUAUAUUUCUGUUGCUUAUUGAAAAUGAAGAUGAAGGAAUCAUUAUAGAUACUUAAAUGUCUUCACUAAUUUUAGGUCUUUAAUUAAAUGUAUAACUGCCUUUUUUUCUCACUUUCACUGUUUUUUAUCUCUUUUCUUUUUUCUCUCUCCUUUCUAACUCUCUCUCUCUCUCUCUCGCUAUAUCUCUUUCAUUGUCCUAUAUCUUUCACUCUAUCUCCCUCUCUUUGAAAAAAAAAUAGGUGGCGGAAAAUUAAUCCUUAAAAAUCGCGAUAUUUUUAUUAUAUUGUACAUUGUACGACAAAAUGUUCUUAAGAAGGAUAAUAAGAAAAAAGAAAGAAAAAAUAGAGGAAUCAUCGGAGCAAGGUUCACGUGGUUCAACAAUUGUCUAGUUGUUAAAAAUAAAUAAUAUAUUUGCGCGUAUAUGUAUAUGGCCCAUCAUAUACAUAGACACAGAUAAGAAAUUUUAAAGAAAUGAAAAUUAUUGUCUAAUCGCGAUUGUUAAAUAUAACGAAGUAUUUACGAUAUAUAUACAUGUUAAGACAUAGCUAUAUCUAUCGUAGUUAUUUUUCACUUACAGAUAUAAUUAAUAAUUAAUUAAUUAAAUUCAUAAUAAUAAUAAUAAUUAUUAUUGUUUAGGAGUUAGUCAGACAAUUUUUCAGCGCUGUGAAGGUCGUCUUUCGACGCCUGUGGUACCUAAGCCAUCGGUUAAAUACACAUGCUAGAUUCGGGAGUCUAACUCGUGCUUCAAAAAAAAAAAAGAAAAAAAUUUGGAUCAAAUCCAUUUUUAUUUCAAUCAAUUUUUCCAUGCUCAAUUCUUUGCUCGUCGUUCAACAAUUUACUCUGUAAUAUUAUGUGGAUCGGUAAAUUUUAUACUGUCUAAAAAAUUCUGUAAAAACUAUUUUCACGUGAGAACUUUUAAAAAUAUUUUUUAUUUGAAAAUUAAUAAAAAGCGAUUUAUUUAAAAUAACAAUUUAAAAUACAUUGAAAUUAGACUUUUAAAUAAAAAAAUUUGAAAUUGAUUUCAAUUUUUCUUACAAUUUUAAUUAUUGUAAAAAUAGACGGAAAUGUUUAGUCGGAAAUAAUUGAUACCGCUCCAUGUAGAAUUUGAUAAAAUCGCUGUGCGAAUUUCUCCAUUAACUAAUUAAUAAUAUUCGUUCCACGCUCGUCUUGAGAAAAGUACCUGAAUGUCCUAGUGUUAAAAGAACGCUAUUUUAAUAUUACCACUUUACCAGCACCUUUUGCAAUUAAACCAUAGAAAUAAUCUUAAUCGAUUCUCGAUGAACGAAGCUUGGAAAUAAAUAUAUAUAAAAUAAAAAUAUAUAGAUAUAUUAAAUAUAUCUCCAUAUAUUUCGACGAGCAAAGAUUUGAAAAAUAGUUUAAAUGAAAAGAAAAAAUAUAUAAAUUUGAGGAAAAAUUGAAAAAAAUUGUAUAUGAUUAGAGAAAAAAUAAUAUGGUAAAUUUUAAGAAUUGGAAAAAUAAUGACAAAUUAUUAAUUGAAGAAAAAACGAGAAAUGGCAAAUUAAAUGCAAAUUAAAAGAAAAACGAGAAAUACAACAAAUCAUAAAAUGAUUAUAAAUUCAAAAGAAAAUUUAAAAAGAACGUCUCGCAGCGUUAUUAAAAUCUCGGCUUUUUUUAUAUACCGAUGUUUCUCGUCUUGCAAAAAAAAAAAGAAUCGUAAAGUUUUUUUUUUAUUAUUUGACUCCGACGCGAAUGACUACCUCUUCGUAACUGUAUUAAGUUUUUAUACUUUUACAUUAAUUAGCAACCACAUACCUCAGACGUAUAGACACCCAGAUAGCAAUUCUAAUUCGCAAAAAAAAAACAGGAAAACAAAAAAUAACAAUAAUAAUUUGGGAUGAGACGACGCGCGUUCCAUCGUAUACUUUUUUAUUCUUUAAUAAUGUGAUUAUUUAAAUAUCUUGUGAUUCUUGAAUCUUUUUGUGAUUUGUUAAGUGUCCUUUUUAAUUGUCAAGUUUCCCAUAAAUAUUAUUAGUUAUCACGCAAAGUUAUCUUUAUUUUAAGCUAUACAUAUAAUAUAUAUUUAUAUUGCUGUUUGGGUAAACGGAAGUGAAAGACGUAGAACUUUUUAUUUAUAUUUGUAGCUUUGUUCCGACAAUUCACAUCAAUCCAAUUUUUUAAUCAACUUUUUCGUAAAUUAUAAAAAAUUUCAUAUUAAACGACUUUAAAAAAUUUUCUUAUUAAAAUUUUAAUAGUCAAUAUUUCGUUUAAAUUAGAAGAUUAAAAUUAUUUUGGAUUCGAUGAUGUUAAUAAAAUUGAAUGUGUUUAUGUAUAGACGAUUAAAGAAAGACCAUAACGAGUGAUUUGAAUUUUUUGACAAUAUGAUUUUUCAAAAAUGUUAUUAAAAAUGCAAAGAAAUGGAAAAGAAAUAUUUUUGUCACAGUACACGCGUCCAUCCUGUUCAAUCGUCCGAUGAAUUCCGUUAUGAUACGCAUAUAUACGAUAUAAAUAAAAAAAUAAUUAAAUAAGUACAUAAAUAUAUAUAAAUAUUUAUAUAUAUAUAUAAGCAUAUAUGUAUACAAAUAUUUAUAUAUGCUAAUAAGUUUAUUAACCAUAAUUGUAAUUAGGGAGCUAAAAAAUACUACAUGUAUAGUAUGCUAUACAUAUAUAUAAAAAAAUUAUGAUGUUAUGUAUAUUGUGUUAAAUAUCGAUGUACAGUUACCAAUUACAAUUGGCAAAUGCUCUAUAUAUAAGUUAAUUGUCAAAUAUCAUUCUUUCUCUAAUUAUUAUUUGCCAACCAGACUCUCGUCGUUUUUCAAGAUUAAUCUUACGUUUACAAGCGACACACUUCCUAUGCGUUGUUGUUGUUAACACUGCCAUUAGAAAUUGGCAAUUGUAAAUUAUGUAGAAAAACAAAACCUCAAUGAAUGUAAAUACAUCUUUAUUAUUAACAUA